This is a messenger RNA of Pantherophis guttatus, 1311 nucleotides long. The record is from RefSeq and is a predicted model, not a curated record. Lineage: Eukaryota; Metazoa; Chordata; Lepidosauria; Squamata; Colubridae.
CAUCCUGUCGGUAUAGGGGCCUCAUCGAUGGAAUGUCUGAGCUGUCCGUCAGUGCCAACAUGGCGGUUCGAGAGGGAGCCAUGGGGCUCGGCCGUUACUGGCUUUGGUUGCUAGCGACGCUGCAGGCGAUAUCUGCUUAUGGAGCAGAAUUAUCAUCAGAGGCUUGCAGAGAUCUUGGCUUUUCCAGCAACUUGCUGUGCAGUUCUUGUGACCUUCUUGGCCAAUUUGGCUUGAAUCAGUUGGAUCCAUUCUGCAGAAAGUGCUGCCAAGAAGAAGUUCAAUCUGAAAUUAGAAAGCUCUAUGCAGGAGCAAUCCUUGAAGUGUGUGGAUGAAAAUUGGGGAGGUUCCCUCAGGUUCAGGCUUUUGUCAAGAGUGACAAGCCCAAACUGUUCAGGGGACUGCAGAUUAAGUAUGUGCGUGGCUCUGAUCCUGUACUGAAGCUCUUGGACGACAGUGGGAACAUUGCCGAAGAACUGAGCAUCCUGAAAUGGAAUACAGAUAGCGUUGAAGAAUUCUUAAAUGAAAAGCUAGAACGUCUCUAAAUAUUUUUUCCCUUUUAAAAAGAAUUGAAAUCUGGAUUUCUCAUAUUACUUUUUAUCAUCCUAAUCUCCUCAAAGUGUGAUAAAUGCUGGAAAACAUCCCAAUGUCGGCAUUAAUUUAAAAGCUAUUCCGUAUUACGUGGAUAUUAAUUACAAGGAAUUUCAAGCAAAGCACAGUUUACAAAUCGGUAGGCUGAUCAAAUGACUGUCUAGUGUAUUUCAAUUCAGUUUUGUAGAUAGAGAUCCUUAAUGUUAGGUUUGAUACAAAUCUGAUGCAAAUUCUGAGCAUUUUUACAAUUUGAAUAUUUUUCAUAAAGGGAGCCUAUUUGUCAAUUUCUCUUAAUUAGGUGAAUGUUCUGUGCUUGCAUAUAAGUGUGCAUAUUAAUUAUACUGUCACUCAUUAUACAAUGAUGAGACCUUGGUACCAAAUUCGAUAUACUGUAUUCCAUCCAGCCCCACCCCCAAAUACUUGCUACUUUUCUUUGCAUUUUGUAUUUCCCGACUAUUCUUUUUUUUAUAACAGAGAAUAUUCAUAAUGGAUCCUCGCUUUUUUUUUAAAAAAAUGUGGUUUUGGAGGGACUAACGCUGUUGAAUGACUGGAAAACGCUAGGGGAUUGCACUUAAUGAUGACUACGUAGAAAGCCUUAAAGAAAGGCAUAUGUAUGUCUGAUGUCACGUGUACUUUCACUAAAUUAUUCUAUCAUCUUCAGCAGACAUGAGUUCAGUGAAGAGGAAAAUUAUUUGAGAGGGCAAUAAAUUACUUCACAAAAUA